Molecule: messenger RNA, 1038 nt
Organism: Brassica oleracea var. oleracea
Lineage: Eukaryota; Viridiplantae; Streptophyta; Magnoliopsida; Brassicales; Brassicaceae
Exons: 2
Coding region: 1-1038 (345 amino acids)
Source: RefSeq, a predicted model, not a curated record
AUGGCACGACACUUACCAUACGCAGAAAAAGGGAAAGCAAUCGACUCUCAACCAACCAAGGCGCCUCCGUUCCGUAUCAGGGCCCCAGAGAUCGACACGACCCAAGCUAUUCUCGACAAUGAACUCACUCUCAUCGGUAGACUCACAAACCCAAAGGAACAAAAAAUCUGGCGUUUAAUCCCAUUCUUAACUCGUCGGUGGAGCGCAAAGGGGGCUGUCUCCUGCUCCGACCUUAGCCAGAGUUGCUUCCAAGUGAGAUUUGAAAGCAAAGAAGACCUCGACUACAUCUUGGCUCACGGACCAUACCACUACGCUCGAUGGAUGGUGAUUAUUCAGCAGUGGGAACCUAUCAUAUCUCCAAACUACCCCUCGCAGAUUCCUCUUUGGAUAGAGCUAAAAAGCCUACCCCUUCACUACUGGAGGAAAGAAAUGAUCUAUAAAAUCGGAGGAGAGCUUGGCCAUCUUGAUGACUACGAAGUGACUCCUCUGGUAGCAAGAAUCAGGGUUACGAUUGAUGGUCUGAAACCGCUGAUCAAGGAAACCAUUGUUGAGUUUGAUUCGGGUGAGGAAACUAUUGUCUCACUGGAGUAUGAAAAACUUGCAAACCAUUGUCAAUUGUGCUACAGUCUACAUCAUGAAGAACACCAAUGUCAAAACCAAAGCGACCAAGAGUCAUAUCAUCAGGCACCGGGGACUAAAGACAACGCAGCCAGGGAGAUCAGACAACAGCUACCUGAACCGCCAAAACACUCAAGGAACCCUCCUAUCAGCCAUAACAUCACUAUCCCAGAACAGAACAGUUACAAAGAUAUGAGGAAUCAGAGGAAUUAUAGUGAACAAGGGCAUAAGGGGUUGAAACGAGCUACACAAAGAAGGAAUCCGCAAGUUCCAAGACCUCCUAUAUCAGGUGCACCAAGCACAAGUGUGGCUAGUGAGACUUCAAGAGUCCCAAAGGCAAGAAAGACAGCACAUGGUAGAGGAGCUAAGCCAACACCAACAACAACAGAUUUUCACAACCCGCCCAACUCUCUUCCUUAA